Molecule: messenger RNA, 519 nt
Organism: Laccaria bicolor S238N-H82
Lineage: Eukaryota; Fungi; Basidiomycota; Agaricomycetes; Agaricales; Hydnangiaceae
Exons: 2
Coding region: 1-519 (172 amino acids)
Source: RefSeq, a predicted model, not a curated record
AUGCGCAUGCCCUCUCUCCUCGUCCUCAUUUCCGCCGUUAGCUUUGUCUCGGCAGGCGAUAUCUGCACCUACACCUCCCGCAGCUGCAUCGGGUCAUUCGGUUGCUGUUAUGGCAUUGCACAGAAUACUUGCUGCAACUGGCCAAGCAAUUAUGGCUGGUCGGUGAAGUUCCAGAAUAUGCCUAUGACAUCGACUUGGUUUGGCAAGACGUUCGGCACCUCGACGUGCUCCACUCAGACAGGUGGUGGAGGUUCCUCCUCUGGAACUAUUUGUACCAGCGUUUUCAAUGGACCGACCUAUUCCAACUGGUUGUCUGCCAACUGGAAUGCAGGCACUGGCAUGAGGCGCGAUGCUGAAGCCCGUGACGAUGCCGAUUGUGUCCGGCCAAAUGUGAUUGGGUUCACCACUGAGGACGGGGUGGAGCAUCUUGUCAAGGUUCCCGAAGGGAAGUUCGAUGAAGUCAACGAGUGGGUCAAGAGUGACGACUUUUCCAAGCUUCUUGAGCUCGAGACUGUCUGA